Molecule: messenger RNA, 2260 nt
Organism: Gallus gallus (chicken)
Lineage: Eukaryota; Metazoa; Chordata; Aves; Galliformes; Phasianidae
Product: serine protease inhibitor Kazal-type 5-like
Exons: 17
Coding region: 770-1690 (306 amino acids)
Molecular function (GO): protein binding
Source: RefSeq, a predicted model, not a curated record
ACUGCCUCCCAUUCCUGCUGCUUCUUUCUCCCCCCGAUCCCCACGCUCCCGGGCCAACACUUGUGAGAUAACCAUCACUGUCAGCAGGAGGCGGCUCCAUUUCCCCCAACCACAGCUGGAGAGCAGUGAGAUGCUCCACUUACAGAUGCUGGCUUCCUUCUAUGUGUGAGCACGCCUGAGCUGUAGGACACCGUGGGCUCCUGCUGCAGCAUCGUGGAAAGCACUGUUCACCACAUCACAGAGCGAGAGACAACCAAUUCUUCACCUUGGAAAUAAAAAGCCUCUGACAUCACCUGCUGCUUAUCUCACUGCAGUGACACGUCGUUUCUUUCCAGGCCUAAGGAGCACAAACCUGACUCCAAUUGCAGCUUAAUUGCUAUCAAUCCUGUUAAUUGAAUUGGGCUCUCCUGUGACACUUAGCACUGGCUGAAGGAGGGGAACAGGAAAGGAAAAAAAAGUGCAAUGUGGGAAACAAGCUCAGCUGACUUAAGGAGUGUGGCUGUUGGGAAGCACAGAAGCAUAUGGCCCCCUGAGCUGGGCAGAUGUGUCUAAACCUUUAUGCAAAGGAACAAAUCUCCUCUUACCCAGGCAUUGCCACAGCAGAUUGGGGAAAUGUAGUGUCUGAAAUUUAGCAGUUAUGGGUGCCAUGAAGAUAUUCCACGGCCUCUCAUUUUAAGAUGUUGCCAGCCAAGCUUCAAUUAAGGACCUGGAUGGCCUCCGGGAGAGCCCUCCGCUGACCGUCCUCCUCCGUGCAUUUCAGAAUGAGUGCAUGAAAAUCUGGUCCCUCCUUCGCAGCGGGAAGUUCUCCUGUCACACCAACAGGCAGCCCAUCAGAGGACCUGAUGGCAGGAGGGACCUCAACAAGUGCCUGAUGUGCCAGCGGCUGCUGGAAAGAUACUCAAGAAACAAAGGGAGUGGUGAAGAAGCAAACAGGAAUGUGAACUCUGGAGAGGAUGAGUGCCGGGAGUUCCGGGAUCUGUUCAAGAAUGGGAAGCUUUCCUGCACGAGAGAGAAUGAUCCCGUCCGGGAUUCCUCGGGGAAGCAGCACAGCAAUAAGUGCAUCAUGUGUGCGGAGAAGUUCAAAAGGGAGAAUGAGCAGAAGGCGACCUCAACCAGAGGGAAACAAAAGGAUGACUGCAGUGAGUACCGCUCCCAGUUUGAGGCUGGCGGACGCCUGUCCUGCACGCGGGAGAACGACCCCGUCAGGGAUUCCUCUGGCAAGCAGCACACCAACAAGUGCCUCAUGUGUGCCGAGAAGCUCAAAAAAGAAGCUCAAAGAGGAGGUCAGUCUGGUGGAACUGCCCAGCGCAACAAGCAGUCCACUGCAGAGUGUGCAAACCAGAAGAGCUGCAGUGGCUCAGGGUUACAGCGGGGUGUAAAUGAGAGACGGCCGUUCUCCACAAACAGAGGCCCACAAGGAGACUUGGCUCAGGACUGCAGCCCGGCACCUGGCCGCCAGGGACAGAGCGGAGGCACCAACACCUACCAGCCGCUGGACUGUGAUCGAAUUCUGCACGGGGUAAAGGGUGGAAGGAUUUUCUGCAGCGAAUCCUCACAACCCGUCUGUGGCACUGAUGGGAAAACAUACAGAAAUGAAUGUGACUUGUGUUCAGCUGCCAUGAGAGCAUCAGUUUACAUCACGGUAAACUACCGAGGUGAAUGCCGAAAGACUGUCCCUGAAAUGAAAUAAUGGAGUUCAGACUGCCAGCAAAUACCAGGGAUCAGCUGUGACCAAAGGACAAGUAAAGGAAGAUCUGAUGUCAGGCACCAGGGAAGCUGCUGAGUUCCCCAGUGCUGUUGGAUCCACCUUCAUCUCCUUCUGCAGCCAACGGGCCUGUCCUUGCUCAGGUGGAGGGUGAAGGGCUGUGGGGACCCAGUGGUGGCUUCCCACGUUGGCCCCACGCAUGUUGUUGUAGUCGCUGCUCGGCUCGGGCUCCGCCGCCUCGCUGUGUCUUAGCAUGUUUCUACAAUAAAGAUAACUCCACAGCGUCCUGUCGCUUUUCUUCACUGAGCCUCACGGGAGGGACGUGUGAGUCCCCGCUCCGGCUGCUCGCCACGCGUCCCUUGAGCUCUAAAGCACCAAACCCAAGCGGAGAUGUCAGACGCAGAGAAGAAGAACGUGGUCUGGGUUCUGUUAGCAGGGACCAGCAGUUGGGUUCUCUGACUCGCUGUGUAGGGCUUUGGGUGUAUCUCUUUGUCUCCCUUCAGCCCUUUUCUCUUGCCUGUAAAAACGGACAUUAAAGGAUGCUUACCUACCUCA